Molecule: messenger RNA, 1156 nt
Organism: Sodiomyces alkalinus F11
Lineage: Eukaryota; Fungi; Ascomycota; Sordariomycetes; Glomerellales; Plectosphaerellaceae
Exons: 1
Coding region: 63-782 (239 amino acids)
Source: RefSeq, a predicted model, not a curated record
AUUGGAAUCGUUGCUUGUCAUUUCCGUUCAUCUCGAAGUGUAACCGCGUUACUCGACUAAUCAUGGCGAGAAUAACCCGCUCAACAGCCAAGACGCUUGCUCGAAUGCCAACGGCGACCGCAACAUCACCUUCCAUUCCCACCGUGGCGAUGUCAUCGUCGAUCCCAUCAACCCCAUCUAGCGGUCCAUCUCCCUCUAGCACCUCCACCUCCUCUUCCCCAUCUCUCCCAACCCUUCUGUUCGAAACGGCAGCGGCAUUUGAUGCCUGGCUCUCAGAAAACCACGCCACCUCCCCAGGACUCCUGAUGAAGAUCGCCAAAAAAGGGGCGCCCGAGCCUUCCAUAACCUACGACGAAGCCGUUGAUACGGCCCUCUGCCACGGCUGGAUUGACGGACAGCGCAAUGCCCUCUCCGAGCACCACUUCAUCCAGCGGUUUACCCGGCGCCGCAAGAAAAGUGUCUGGUCCCGCCGCAAUGUCGAGAAAGUGGCGGCUCUCACGAAGGCGGGUCGUAUGCGACCCGCAGGUCAGCAGCAGGUGGAUGCCGCGAAGGCGGAUGGACGGUGGGACAGCGCCUACGCGGGGCAACGGAGUAUCACUGUGCCCGAGGACCUUCGCGUCGCUUUGGAGGCGACUCCCUCUGCACAGCAAUAUUUUGGGGGAUUGAACAAGACCCUGCGGUAUCGUGUCCUCGUGAGGAUCGAGAUGGCCAAGACCCCCGGGACGAGGAAGAAACUGGUGAGGCGGUAUGUGGAGAUUCUUGGGCAGGGAAGGACACCCUGAAGAUGGACUUUUAAGGUGUGAGGCGAAGUUGCUGGGGCUUUGAAUUUAUUGACUGAACGGCGGGUUGCAUGGGACUCCAUCUACGGACCUCCUCAUUGAAGGUCCAUGAGGUCUGUCGGGAUCAUCUCCAGGAAACCUGGCGAAAUUUUGAAAUGCAGGCUGUACUACCUAUGAUGCGGUUGAAGCAGAAGCAGAGCCUGAUGAGCAGACUGGGGUAGGCAAAGGACCAACAAGACACGACAAUGUUACUUUAUAGGCCCGAAGGUAUGCCCCUGAGAAAAGCCAUGGAGGGUUAUGCACCUCUUCGGCAUUGAUGUACUUGUUUGAUAUUCUAGUUCUUUCCCCAGUAAGCGCCACCAGAAAGAUAAUGGUCC